AUGAACAACGACAACAUUUCCAUCCGACAUCACAGGAAAGCCAGUGUCAAACCUCAUAGAGCCUUCACGGUUAAUUUUUUCGGCAACAAGAUCCGAACCAUUGUCACCACCAACUUUGCUGUUGUGAAGAAAUGGGUCUACAAAAUCCGCUACUUUUACCGUGCCCGGCGCGACCAACUCGUCAUCGGCCUCGGCGUUCAGUGGCCCGUAAAUGACCCAUCACAAUCGUAUACAUUGCAGCUCUGCGUCGGUCGACACUGUUUAGUCCUCCAUCUCUUCUACACCCGGUAUGUCCCUCGUAUCUUCCAUCGGUUCCUCGCCGACGGUCGAAAUACUUUUGUUGGCAUCUGGAACUACAAUGAUGAAAUCAAGCUGAGGAAGUCGCAGCAAAAGUUGUUAGUUUCUCGUCUUGUGGACGUUCGGUGUGUUGCAGCAGCGAGAAUGGAUAUGAGUUUGCAAGCUUCCAUGGAGACCUUGGCGGAAGCAAUUCUUGGCAGAGAGGGCGUCAAUAAGCAUAUAGAAAUUGCAACGAGUGAUUGGGGUCGUGGCUUUCUUUCUAAAGAACAGGUCCUCUAUGCUUGUCUUGAUGCAUUCGCUUCAUCAGAAAUUGGAAAGAAACUCGAAGCUUGGGACUGGACUGAUUGA
Molecule: messenger RNA, 645 nt
Organism: Nelumbo nucifera (sacred lotus)
Lineage: Eukaryota; Viridiplantae; Streptophyta; Magnoliopsida; Proteales; Nelumbonaceae
Product: 3'-5' exonuclease-like
Biological process (GO): nucleobase-containing compound metabolic process
Cellular component (GO): nucleus; cytoplasm
Molecular function (GO): 3'-5' exonuclease activity; nucleic acid binding
Source: RefSeq, a predicted model, not a curated record